Messenger RNA from Prunus armeniaca (apricot), 306 nucleotides. NCBI's taxonomy places the organism in Eukaryota, Viridiplantae, Streptophyta, Magnoliopsida, Rosales, Rosaceae. The record is from the annotation of a GenBank genome assembly.
AUGGAAUUUUCCGUCUUCUUAGCCGACGUAAGACCUUCAUCCGGCAGCAAAAAGCUGUCCCUUGGAGCAGCUCAAACUUAUUCGGGGUAUGAAGAAGCGGGAGUGCACCACAUGGAGGAGAACCCUACUCGCCUUUGUAUGCCAAGUCACUGGACCGGCGAAACGGAUUCUCCCGAGGUUGAGCUUUCAAAGCGGGAUCGUUCCAACGCGCCCACGCCUUACUGCUUAUUCAGGGGCGGGCGAAAGCGCCUAUGGGACCAUUCGACAUUCAUAGCCUUUCAAUCCUAUUGCAAGACUGGAAUAUGA